Plasmodium gallinaceum is the source of this 840-nucleotide messenger RNA. RefSeq names its product conserved Plasmodium protein, unknown function. NCBI's taxonomy places the organism in Eukaryota, Apicomplexa, Aconoidasida, Haemosporida, Plasmodiidae. Bases 1 to 840 code for a protein of 279 amino acids. The transcript has a single exon. The record is from RefSeq and is a predicted model, not a curated record.
AUGAAUUCUCUAGAAAAAAAAAUAAAGUUACUAAAUUAUGAAAAUAUUGAUAUUGCAAAGGAUGAUUUUUAUUUUAUGAUUUUGAAAAUAGAAGAAGAAAAAAUUCGCUUGUAUAAACCAAAGGAGAGAGAAAAAAUAAAUUAUAUGAAAGAAAAAAAUUAUAUUGAACAUAUCAUAAAAUAUUUGAAGAAAUUAAAUAUAAAUACAAAUGGAAUAAAUAAAAAUAGUAUUAAUGAUAUAGAGAUUAGAACAUAUAUUUUAAAUAAUUUAACUACCUUAGCACUUAUUGAUGACUACAAAGAUUUUAUAUGCUAUGAUGAUGAAGAUGAAGAUGACAUGAAUAAUAAAAGAAUAGAUAAUAAUAAUUCAGUAGGUGAACCUUCUAAUAGCAAUGUUGAAAAUAUGAGGAAUGAAAUACAAGAUGAUAUUUUAGAAAACUUUUUUGAAUUAAAAUACCUAAAUGGUAUAGAUAAGGAAGAAUACAAAAAAUAUGAUAAGAAAUUAAAUAUAUUAUAUGAAAAAAUUAAUGAAAUAUUUAAAAAAAAUGAUAUUCCUUUACUUAAUUCCAGCAAUAUAAGUAAUAUUAUAUCUGCUUUACAUUUGAUAAACGAAAAAUUAAAAAAUAAUAAAAAAAUAGAUAAUAGUAAUUACGAAAGCUUAUUUGGAUUAAAUAUUGAUGUAUCUAAUAAUGAUUUAAAGGAUUUUGCUUAUAUUUUAAAGUAUUUAUUUAAUAAUAUGCUUAAAAAAAGAAAAAAAUGUAUUAAAAAUGUUCUCAAUGAAAUACAAAUAUUAACGCAUAAUCCAGUAAUUGAUAUAAAACAGGGAAGGGUUGGAAGAUAA